UGGCCGCGUGCGGCAGACAAAAGCGCAUGAAAAAUUCAUAAACAAUUUGAUUUUGUUUUUUUUUUUUUGCCAACACUAGCAAAAUCGAGAGAACGAUAUCCGACAACCGACAACGGCAACAAAAAGAACAACAACCACAGAUAAAAUAUCAACCGAAUCCUAGAAGCCUUUUAAGCGUCCAUCGUCGAGGUGUAACAAGACAGUUCAACAUGCAAAUUUCCAGGGCAAACUCAAAACAGCCACCAAGUGGAGCAGCACAACAAUAAAAAUUGCCUAUAAAUGGGCGGAAGAGCAAAAGGAAGAGCAGCGAAUGGUGCUGGUUCUGCUUUUGGUUCUGGGUCUCGGUCUGGUGUCGUGGUGUGGGCAGGGGUAGGGGCAGCGGCCGGAGAUUACGGCAUCGCUGCUGUUGCUGCUGCUGCUGCUGUUGGUGAUGGUGAUGAUGAUGGUAAAAGAGGAGGCCAAAGCAUGAAUAUACGCACAAGGACAACGAUAGCAACAGCAACAACAACAAGAACAACAACAAGAACAACAACAAGAACAACAACAAGGCAUUGCCAUAGCAACAGCAACAACAAAGCUUCACUUCCGCAUAGGAUGCGCCGGAACGGAAGUUAUUUUGGUCGUCGAACAUUAAAUGUGCGCCACGUCUAUCUCAUCUACUUGUCUUGCUAUGUGCUUCUGAUAAUGGCAGCAGCUGGUGGCUCUAGCGCCAGCUCAAAUACCAAUUCCAUCUCCAUAUCCAGCUCCAUAUCCAGCUCCAGCUCCAACUCCAACUCCAAUGUAGUAAAUGGCCUCAAAUGCUAUUGCAAUCCCAAGGAAUGCGAUGUAAUCCGCUCACUGGACUGCCCGGGCAAGGGCCUGAUGCUGUGGGAUCCGUGCAAAUGUUGUCGCAUCUGCGCCAAAACUUUGGGUGAAUCCUGCGGUGGUCUGGGAGGAUUUUCCGGUCAAUGUGAGCCUCCAUUGCAGUGUGUGACAAAGUUGCCCAUUAGCAGCGGAUUGGGCGUUUGCAUGGAUUUACAACACUUGACCGCACUCACCUAUAGCCAGAUAAAUAAUUGCACUGAGGGCGAAAGUAUCGUAUUGGAGCCGGGCUGUGAGAUAACCAACAAACGUUGUCAAUGUUGGCCCAUCAUGCGGACCUGCCUCACUCAGCUGAGUGAGACGGGCGGCACGGCAGCAGGAGUCGGUGGCAGUGGUGGUUCUUUGCAGGAUUCACGCUGGCAUUUCAAGAAUUUAGAGGACUGCCAAUUAAAUUUGCAAAAUCUUAUUAAACUCGAAUUGGAAUUCGAUGAAGACUACAAAAUCUCACCGAGCAAAUUUACAUAUAAAAAAUUACGCAGAAAGCGAAAAUCGCUGAGGAAACGUUUAAUCAUUUUGGACGAUUGAGAAGUCUUCUAUCCACCCAAUCCUCAUCCUGAAUUCGUCCCCCUUUAACUCUCUCUCUCUAUAUAUAUAUAUUAAAAGAACUAAGAAACUUUAAGAAAACUAAACAAAACUAAAAAAAAAAAAAAAAUCAAGUCUUGUACAGAUAGUAACGCUUAUACUUCUAUAUAAAAUAUGGCUCUAUAUUACGAAUAAAAUCAAAUGCAGACAAAGAAAAACAAAAAAAAACAACAACAACAGAUACAUUUACAUAUACAAUA
This is a messenger RNA of Drosophila willistoni, 1643 nucleotides long. RefSeq lists its product as uncharacterized. Gene Ontology annotation, cellular component: extracellular region. NCBI's taxonomy places the organism in Eukaryota, Metazoa, Arthropoda, Insecta, Diptera, Drosophilidae. Gene Ontology annotation, biological process: regulation of cell growth; regulation of signal transduction. Gene Ontology annotation, molecular function: insulin-like growth factor binding. The transcript is spliced from 6 exons. The record is from RefSeq and is a predicted model, not a curated record. Bases 280 to 1386 code for a protein of 368 amino acids.